CGCCGCCGGGCCCCCUUCUCCUCCGCCCCGCCCCGCCAGCCUGGCCCGGGCCCGACGCCGCUCCGGGAGAAAUGCUGCCUAUCCAGUUGUGAAGUUCAAUGAUAACUGAGCCACUGCUAGUACACACAGCAUGGGAACAGCCAUCUCCACUGUCUUGGCCAUCAUCCAUAUGGAUUGCUAGUACAAACCCAUCCGUUAUUGAGAUUGCAUGGAAAUACAGCUGAUAUUAAUACUCUCGGAAGCAGCCAAGGCUAACAGGAUGUUUGGACGAUGAUGAUGGCAAGGAAGCAAGAUGUCCGCAUUCCCACCUACAACAUCAGUGUGGUCGGCUUGUCUGGGACAGAGAAAGAGAAAGGGCAGUGUGGCAUUGGGAAAUCUUGCCUGUGCAAUCGGUUUGUACGACCCAGGGCAGAUGACUUCCAUUUGGACCACACUUCAGUUCUCAGUACCAGUGACUUUGGAGGAAGAGUGGUCAACAAUGAUCACUUCUUGUACUGGGGGGAUGUGGCACGUUCUCUGGAGGACUGUGUGGAAUGUAAAAUGCAUGUUGUGGAACAGACUGAAUUUAUUGAUGACCAGACUUUUCAGCCUCACCGCAGCACAGCCCUGCAGCCCUAUAUCAAAAGGGCAGCUGCGACCAAACUUGCAUCGGCUGAAAAGCUCAUGUACUUUUGCACUGAUCAGCUUGGGCUGGAGCAAGACUUUGAACAGAAGCAGAUGCCGGAUGGGAAGCUGUUGAUCGAUGGUUUUCUUCUCUGCAUUGAUGUCAGCCGGGGUAUGAACAGGAACUUUGAUGAUCAGCUCAAGUUUGUUUCAAACCUAUACAAUCAACUCACAAAAACAAAAAAGCCCACUGUGGUAGUUCUAACAAAGUGUGACGAAGGGGUAGAGCGGUACAUUAGAGAUGCACACACUUUUGCCUUAAGCAAAAAGAAUCUCCAGGUGGUAGAGACGUCUGCCAGAUCCAAUGUGAACGUUGACUUGGCUUUCAGCACUUUAGUGCAGUUGAUAGACAAAAGCAGGGGGAAGACUAAAAUUAUCCCUUACUUUGAGGCUUUGAAGCAGCAAAGCCAACAGAUUGCUGCUGCAAAAGAUAAGUAUGAGUGGCUGGUGAGCCGCAUUGUUAAAAACCACAAUGAGACUUGGUUAAAUGUCUCACGGAAGAUGCAGUCCUCUCCAGAGUACCAGGAUUAUGUCUAUCUGGAAGGGACACCAAAAGCCAAGAAGCUCUUCUUGCAACAUAUUCAUCGCCUUAAACAAGAACAUAUAGAGCGCCGGAGAAAAAUGUAUCUUGCUGCUUUGCCUCUUGCUUUUGAAGCCCUUAUUCCAGACUUGGAUGAUAUAAACCAUUUGAGCUGCAUAAAAGUGGAGAAGCUGUUGGAGUCUAAGCCAGACUUCUUAAAGUGGUUUGUUGUUCUUGAGGAGACUCCCUGGGAUGCUACCAACCACAUAGACAACAUGGAGAAUGAACGCAUUCCAUUUGACCUGAUGGAGACUUUGCCUGCACAGCAGCUCUAUGAGGCCCAUCUAGAGAAGCUGAGGAAUGAGAGGAAAAGGGCAGAAAUGAGAAGGGCUUUCAAAGAGAAUUUGGAGACGUCCCCUUUCAUAACGCCAGGAAAACCUUGGGAGGAGGCUCGUAGUUUCAUUAUGAAUGAAGAUUUUUAUAUGUGGCUUGAAGAGUCUGUGUACAUGGAUAUUUACAGUAGACAUCAAAAGCAGAUUAUAGAGAAGGCCAAGGAAGAGUUUCAGGAGCUGCUUCUAGAAUACUCAGAACUGUUCUAUGAGCUGGAGCUUGAUGCCAAACCCAGCAAAGAGAAAAUGGGUGUCAUCCAGGAUGUGUUGGGCGAAGAACAAAGAUUUAAAGCACUACAAAAGCUACAAGCUGAACGAGAUGCCCUGAUCUUGAAACACAUUCAUUUUGUGUAUCACCCUACAAAGGAAACCUGCCCCAGCUGUCCAGCUUGCAUAGAUGCUAAAAUUGAGCACUUGAUAAGUUCCAGGUUUAUAAGGCCUUCUGAUCGCAAUCAGAAAAACUUACUUUCUGAUUCCAAUAUAGAUAGAAUCAACCUAGUAAUUCUUGGUAAAGAUGGACUCGCACGUGAGUUAGCAAAUGAGAUUCGAGCUCUUUGCACAAAUGAUGACAAGUAUGUGAUAGAUGGGAAAAUGUAUGAGCUCUCCUUGAGACCGAUAGAAGGUAAUGUCAGGCUUCCUGUGAAUUCUUUCCAGACACCAACAUUUCAGCCUCAUGGUUGCCUCUGUCUCUAUAACUCCAAGGAAUCUCUGUCUUAUGUAGUUGAAAGUAUUGAAAAGAGUAGGGAGUCGACUCUUGGUCGAAGGGACAACCACUUAGUUCAUCUUCCUCUGACUCUCAUUCUGGUGAACAAGAGAGGCGAUACCAGUGGAGAAACAUUGCACAGCUUAAUACAACAAGGACAGCAGAUUGCCAGUAAGCUUCAGUGUGUCUUCCUCGACCCUGCUUCUGCUGGCAUUGGCUAUGGGCGUAAUAUUAAUGAAAAGCAAAUCAGUCAAGUUCUGAAAGGCUUGCUAGACUCGAAGCGCAACUUAAAUCUUAUGAGCUCAACAGCAAGUAUUAAAGAUCUGGCCGACAUUGAUCUUCGGAUAGUCAUGUGUUUGUUGUGCGGAGAUCCUUUCAGUGCAGAUGAUAUACUCCUCCCUAUUCUUCAGUCCCAAACCUGUAGGCCUUCCCAUUGUGGAAGCAGUAAUUCUGUGUUACUUGAAUAUCCCAUAGGACCACACAAGAGACGUAUAGAACUCUUCUUGCUUUCAUACCAUUCCUCAUUUAGCAUUAGGAAAAGCUGGUUAGUCCAUGGCUAUGUUUUGUUUUAUUCGGCUAAACGUAAAGCAUCUCUGGCUAUGUUACGUGCCUUUCUUUCUGAAGUGCAGGAUAUUAUCCCUGUUCAAAUAGUGGCACUCACAGAGGGCUCGAUAGAUGUUCUAGACAAUGAUUUAAGUAGAGAACAGUUAACUGAAGGAGAAGAAAUUGCCCAGGAUAUAGAAGGAAAGUUUACCACUAUCCCUAGUAGUCAGCCUCAACAUAAACUAGAAAUUUUCCACCUGUUUUUCAAAGAUGUUGUGGAGAGAAAAAACAUAAUUGAAGCCACCCACAUGUAUGAUAAUGCUGCUGAAGCCUGCAGCACAACGGAAGAAGUGUUUAAUUCCCCCCGGGCCGGCUCACCUCUCUGCAAUUCAAACCUUCAGGAUUCAGAAGAAGAUAUUGAGCCUCCAACCUACAGCCCUUUCAGAGAGGACACAUCGCUGCCCAGUUUGUCCAAAGAUCUUUCUAAACUUUCCAUGGAAUUGGAGGGGAAUGAUGGUCUGUCUGUCUUUUCUGUUAUGAGCACUUUUGAAAGCAAACUGAACAACAAAGUACCUCCACCAGUGAAACCAAAGCCCCCUGUCCAUUUUGAUAUUACAAAGGGGGAUCUUUCUUACUUGGAGCAAGGGCAUAGGGAUGGCCAGAGGAAGUCUGUGUCUUCUAGUAGUUGGCCUCCUACAGAUGGCUUUGACCCUUCAGACUAUGCAGAGCCCAUGGAUGCAGUAGUAAAACCAAGGAACGAGGAGGAAAACAUCUACUCGGUGCCACACGACAGCACCCAAGGCAAAAUCAUCACCAUUCGAAACAUCAACAAAACCCAAUCCAAUGGAAGCGGUAAUGGGUCAGACAGUGAAAUGGACACAAGCUCCUUAGAACGUGGCCGCAAGGUGUCUAUCAUUAGUAAACCAGUGUUGUACCGGACAAGAUGUGCAAGGCUUGGGAGAUUUGCCAGUUUCAGGACCAGUUUCAGUGUGGGCAGUGAUGAUGAAUUGGGGCCCAUUAGGAAGAAAGAGGAAGACCAGACAUCGCAAGGUUAUAAGGGAGAUAAUGCUGUAAUUCCAUAUGAGACUACUGAUGAAGACCCCAGGAAAAGGAACAUCCUGCGUAGCUUGAGGAGAACGACUAAGAAACCAAAGCCUAAGCCUCGGCCAUCUAUCACGAAGGCUACAUGGGAAAGCAGUUACUUUGGGGUGCCUUUGACCACUGUAGUGACACCAGAGAAACCAAUUCCCAUUUUUAUUGAGAGAUGUAUUGAGUACAUUGAAGCAACAGGGUUAAGUACAGAAGGUAUCUACCGGGUGAGUGGAAACAAGUCUGAGAUGGAAAGUUUACAACGGCAGUUUGAUCAAGAUCACAAUCUGGACCUUGUAGAGAAGGACUUCACUGUGAACGCUGUAGCUGGAGCCAUGAAGAGCUUCUUUUCAGAGUUGCCUGAACCCUUGGUACCUUACAACAUGCAGAUUGAACUGGUGGAGGCCCACAAGAUCAACGAUAGAGAGCAGAAGUUGCAUGCACUUAAAGAGGUGCUGAAAAAAUUUCCCAGGGAGAACUACGAGGUCUUCAAAUACGUUAUCUCUCAUUUGAACAAAGUGAGCCACAACAACAGAACCAAUUUGAUGACAAGUGAGAACCUCUCCAUUUGCUUCUGGCCUACUUUGAUGAGGCCUGACUUCAGUACCAUGGAUGCGCUAACUGCCACACGCAUUUAUCAGACAAUCAUAGAACUCUUCAUCCAGCAAUGCCCCUUCUUUUUCUACAAUCGCCCCAUCAUCGAGCCUUCUGGUGCCAUGCCCAGCUCUCCCUCUGCCAUUCCUGCCAGCACGCCUUUCCUGUCCUCCACACCUAUCAUGGCCCAGCCAUCCCCUCCACAGACUCCUCCUCCCUCGCCGCAGUCUCCUCUCCAGCCCCUUCUUCCACCCCAGCUUCAAGCUGAGCAGCACACACUGUGAACUUGGGUGCAGGAGAAAGCCGAAGUCUACUGCUGUUCUCACGUGCAGAACAGAGACUGGAAACUCAGCCUUGGCAUCGCUUGGCUCUCUCUCUCCCCAUUCCACUCUGUGGCCUGAUAGAGCAGCGGCAAGUUGAAGCAUUGGACAUGUGUGAAGCCUUGGUUCUGCCUCAGUGCCUGGUGCUGAAGGGCCUGCUGGAUCGAGGGCAGAGUAGGACCUUCCCCUGAACAGGGAAGAUACGGACCUCUCUCUUUCAGUGCUGGCUCCGUUCAAUCAAGAUCAAUUCCGACCCAAGCAAACCCGUGGGACUCAUGGGAACAUUGUCAAGUUCAGAGAAUGGAGUCUUAGUCUGUUGGCUUCAGAUGAGUAUUUGGGGAUCUCUCCUGUCCCUCCUUCUCUUUGGCCUGUGCAUGAACAGAGGGGUGCUGCUAGACAGGAGUAAGAGCUCCUCCCCAGCAACACAUUCCACAAGCUGUAAUUGAGGCCUCCCCUGCAGUGCUGGACAUCUCGACCAUCUUGCGGAGGACCAUAAUUUCAGCUCAGGCCCAAGUCGCACCAUCCCAGCCUAGCAGCUCAGAAGGUCUGGACCAACGCUUCUGAAAGAAAAGCGUUUUAUGUUUCAGCAAGGCUGGAAUGUAACUUUCUCUUGACUCUUAAAUAAUGGCCAAUCAAAGUGGGAAGGAAGCUCCCUCUUGAAAUGAACGAGGAACCCUAGAGAAAUGGGGCAUUCCCAUCAUGUGCUGGUUCAGCUGUUUUUAAUCUGGCAAGGUUGUGUGGGACUUUCGCUCCUUUUUACUUGUGCAGAGAAUUUGUGCAUGGCAGAGUUUCCCUGGUGGGCGGUGGGGUGGGGUGGGGUGGGGCGGGGGUUUGAGGGAGUCCAGGUUUGGUCUGGCAGGUUCUGCUGUCUUCAUUUGACAAAUUGCAACAUAUCUGUGGUUACCCUUCCUCCUCCUCCCUCCGAUCAGAAUAUUGGUGUUAGCACUUAACAGAGGAGAAAGAAGAGAGACAAGUAUGUGUGUGUGCGCAUGUGCAAAUUUUACAAAGUCAAGGCUUUCUUGUCUGACAUGAAAUUUCAGUCCUUUGGCACACAGCGUGUUGGCAAAGAAACUGUUGUUGUUUUGUGUGUGUGUGUGAGGGAGGCACAGACAUGGGGUUAGAAGCAAGCAAAGUGGCUUUAACCACAGCUUUUUCGAAAAUGUUGCCAGUGUUUCAAAGUGUAAAACAUGAUGCUGGAAUUAAAUGAAGUGUGAGCCUGUAACUUCUUCCCCCACCCAGUCCUUAGUUGGAGAAGAUGGGACCAGAAGAAGAGCACAGCAGAACUGUUUUGAAAGCCUCUUGUAACCUUGUCACUGUGGUCUUCUGGAGCAGAUGAGUAAGUAAGUGUUUUGGAGGCCCAGAACGUAGCUGGAUAUACUUGUUAAAAAGGAACACACACACCUUGUUACCUCUCUCCCCCCCCCCAUCUUCUCAUCUGAUGUUUCUGACCAUUUCAUGCCAGACCUGAAAAUGGCCUAUGGGCAUCAGGGAAGAUGAUUCCCAAUCCAGUCUCACAUUGGGCUGCUCAGGGCAUGAAUUCUCACAUGACACCUGUGACAUUGGAGGAGGCUUGGAAAGUGACUAGAUUUCAUGGGAGGCUAAAUUUGGUGGCAGCUUGCUAAAAACUUUGAGGCCAAAUCUUAACUGCUAGGAUUACCUGCCAUGCCAGCACCACUGGAAAUGAUCAGUGUGUUAACAAAUGCGGCAUGUGAGCCUUGUUUAUAUACUGUUCCUGAGCAUCUUCUAAGCACCCUCCUUCCACUCUCUUUCCAUUCAGCCUACAUGCUGACACUUGUGCAUGCAGAGAAGUCUGUGCUCUGGCUCAAUUAUUUGGUGUUCCCGUGCACAGUGCACUUGUCUCUUCCCCUUUACCUACACUUGAAGCCACUGUAUGUUCCUAUCAGCCUCUUUAAUCUGUGGUCUUCCCCCUUGUUUCCUAGGCCGGGCUCUUGUUUGUCAUGAAGUACACUUGGCUGUGCUGCCUACCUUACCUGGGCUUGUUUCCUUACGUAUUGUGUUGGGUUCCUGUACAGGGAAGAGCUAGAAGUGAACCACUAGGAGAGCCAGGUGAUAUUUCUUCCAUGCAGACACCAUGUAACUAAAUGGUGGCUGUAUGGCAGCAGUGCCCUAUGUGUGUGAAAGAGAGAGAAUGAGGGGGAAAGGAAGGAAGGGGUAAGGUCUGCACCGUCUUGAUAGCAGGGCAAUUCUAACCAGAGUUUCCACGGUACCACUAGGAAGACACAAGGGAGUAAUCCCUAUGCUAUCCUUUCUGUCUCUUCGCACUUUAAAGGAGAACCUGUGGUUUAUUGCUGGUUUUGGCAUUUCAAGGAUGUUUGUGUUACACUGUGUUUGGGGGUGGGGGGGGGAUGGAGAAAACCCAAUCUUUUCCUAAAUCAAACUCUACCUUCAACUCUACCUUCAUUCUGCUCUUUUCUGGGAUUUAAGAGCCCAGUCUUCAGCAAGCUGACUCUCUCCUAUAAAUAAGCUGAAUUAUGUACUACUUUUACUUGAGAAUCACAUUUUAAAAAUUGUAUUGUGUCAGGAUCAUGUGCCUGAAAGCAUCCCUUGCAAGCACCCCCUCCCCCAGUUUUAUAUUCUCAUGUGUUAAAAAUUGAGCUUUUAUGUAAAUAACUGAAACACCUUUGGUUUAUUUGAGACUGUUAAAAGGAAGGUAGAAUAUCCCAGCUUCCUUCAGAGGAUUCAGACAGUAUCCCACAGGGGUAGGGGAGGAGAGGGAUAAUAAUAGGGCUGGAAAAAUUCCCCUCGGAUCUCCCACCUGACCAAAAUGAGGGUCACUUCUCCUGUGCUGAGGGGUCAUCUUGGACUAGUAUCCAUUGGGUUCCUGUGAGAAAGUGGUGUUGUUGUUUUCUGCUUGGGAUAGGGUACUUUUGUUUCUGCACGGUGUGCUUCUGUGCCUUCUCAAAGGGUCUGAUGGUAAGCAUCUCCCUCCAAAAGAUCUCUUACUAACAACUGUUGGGAUUUGGGGCUGUUUGCUGUUAUAACCUCUAUCUUGGAGAGGUUUAUUCAAUGCAGGACAUAGUUCUGUUUGCUGCUUGUCUGGAUCCUCUGCAACCUGAUGGCUUGUAGCCAUUCACACAAAGCGAUUGCUGCCAACUAACGUCCAGCUACUGUUGUGCUUUGGAGGCAGUGGUUCUUCCCUCCCCAUCACGCACCCACUCUGAAAACAGAACUUGGGUGGAUGGACAUAAAGCAUUGGUGCACGCUGGGCUGGUUCUCUUUAGCUGCCAAACUCUGUGGCCUUGUGAUUCUAACCUGAGUUUUUACGCUUGAAAGAGGAAGCGGACGUAGGGAGAGAUGUGUUUCUGUCUGGUCCUGCCUCAUUUCCUAGAUGCGGUGAGCUAAGAAAGUCUGCUCUGUAUGUAGAGUCGAAAAGUGGAUUUCCCCUUCCUAGUUCCUUAUGGGACUCUGGUAAUCUUUCAAGACAGCUGGAGAAAUUAGGUUCAUCAUUGGGACUAGCAGGGAAGGUGUGCCAGCAUAUUGUGGGUGCAUAGCAGAAGUUGCAUGUGCUCGUGACCAUUCCUUAUUUUGCAUUAGGUGACUUCUGGUGCCCACUUUGAAUGAGUAAAUCUCAUUCCCCCUUCUCCUUUCCCACAAGGAAAAAAAGUUAAACUACCUAAAUCUCCUCAGUUACUAGGGGAUCCUUGAGGCUAGGCACUACAUGCUAAAGGGGUUGAUAUCUCCACACCUUGCCUCACUGGCACACCAUUGUCUUGUUUACAAUGUCCGCACAGAUCUGACAUCAGAUCUGACAUCACUUACAUGCUGCCCAAAUGUUCCUUGUCCACAGUUGAGAUAAGAAAUCCAGACAACUGUGUGGGGUGUCAUAUAGAUUGGGGUUGGGGAAUCCAUGUCACUGAAGAAUGAAGAACACAAAAGAGUCCAGCUACACUCUGGCUUUCUUUGCAGAAAGCUCUGUCCCUCCAUGCUGGCAUCUUUGACAUCCAUGGAAGGAGCAGAAUGCUUGUUCAUUUGCACAGAUUGGACCAUUUUCUCUGGGGCAUUCUCAUAGAACCCUGUGAGAUCUGCUGCAUCUUUCCUUUACUGGAAUCACACUGGGCUUUGCUACUCUGUGGAGGUGUUUAUGUUGUGAGGUGCACAGCAAAUCUGUGUCACUCGCCUUUCUUUUGAAAAUAACACUAAAUCGAUCCGUUCCUAUAUUUUGAACACAACCGAGAUGUCAAGGCUUUCAAGAUGGCAACCUGUUUCUUGACAGAACUGAUUUGCCAGCUGACACACACAUGUGGUUUUGGACGGUUCCCUAGAGGGAGAGUUCUUGAUCUGGAUCCUUUCGAUGGCUCAGCAUCAGUCGUUCAAAGCCUGGCUUAGCUUUCUCUGACACCCCCUCCCCUUACUACGUCUGAUUUUCGUUUCUCAUUUGUCUUUCACCUAGCCUUUAGGAUGUGCUUUGGCCCACAGGCCAAGCGCAGUGACCGCCAGCAGCCCAGAAGCUCUGUCUGUCUGCCUGGACUGCAACUCCGUUCAGCUCAGUUAGUCUGCUGUACAAUUUCAGAGGAGGUUUGGGAUGAAGUGGCGGGGAUCCGUGCCCCGCACCACCUGUGUAAUAGGUCAUAGUUUACCUCUUAGGUUUAACUCUCCCGUUUUAUUUUAUUUUAUUUGUAAAAUUGAAAUGCAAUAGAAAUAUUGUAUUUUAAAUGUAGUUCCACGCAGGGCAUAAGUUAUUGUUUAAAUAAAAAAAAACAACCCCUCAUUAUUCCCCCCCCCAUGUACAUUAAAAAGAAGAAGAGCCCUGUCUGUCUCUCAAAUUGUAUGGGAAUAAAACUUGUCCUGAAAAGUUGGAUUUAGUUCUGCACUCAGCUUAUAUUCCCCUCCCUCCCCCGGUACUUGUAUUUUCACAUGUAAAAUGAUCUCUAUACAGUAUAUGUUGAAUUAACUUUUUUUUAAUUGAAGAAGAAGAAAACAUAAAUAUUAAUGGUCAUAAAAUGUUUUAGUAGUUCCAGCUAAGUAUGUGCCCAAAUCAUUCUUCAUGGAAGCGUACAAUUUUUUUCCCCUCCUGAAAGAUCUGUAUGUAAAGUAUAAUGUAUUCCUCUGUAUUUUUAGGAGCCUAACAACAUCCUUGCGUUAUUGGUGAUAGAAUAUGUUUCCUUUUUUAAAAUGCUUCUUUUAAAGGACAUUUUUAACAAUUUUGUGGUUCUCCCUUCUCCCGCCUUUCCUUUUCCGCUCCCCAUCCCAGGCCAAUCCAAUUAGUGCAUGAUAAUGUUGAAAGCUCUGGGCAAACAAAGAAGAAAAAAGCCCCUUUUCUGCUGAGUUUAAAAGGAAAAAAAAUCAUGUAUUUGCUACAGAGUAUUGUAUGUGUCUCAUUGGGAAUGGUGUAAAAACUUAAAGGCCUUACGUGAUAUGUAUCAUAGUUAAUAAAUCAAUCUUGUACAAAA
Molecule: messenger RNA, 10232 nt
Organism: Sceloporus undulatus (fence lizard)
Lineage: Eukaryota; Metazoa; Chordata; Lepidosauria; Squamata; Phrynosomatidae
Gene: ARHGAP35
Product: Rho GTPase activating protein 35
Exons: 7
Coding region: 271-4785 (1504 amino acids)
Biological process (GO): signal transduction
Molecular function (GO): GTPase activity; GTP binding
Source: RefSeq, a predicted model, not a curated record